GGAAAAGCUUCAGCGGGUAUCAGCAGUUGGGAACUGUAAACACUAUCUUCCAAGGCUACUUCUCUCUGUCAUUGGGAUGGAAAUAUAAGGGUGACGUGAAUCAGAUAUUGUUCUUCAGUGCAUGGACACAAAGCCAAUGCGCAGGGCCACCAGCGCACGUCAAGACGCCACUGGAAUGGACAUCACCAGCCGCUGUACUCUGGGGGACCCCAACAAGCUGCCUGAAGGGGUCCCCCAGCCAGCACGCAUGCCUUACAUAUCGGACAAACACCCAAGGCAGACUCUGGAAGUGAUCAAUCUACUGAGGAAACACAGGGAGCUGUGUGACGUGGUGCUGGUGGUGGGCGCCAAGAAGAUUUACGCUCAUCGUGUGAUCCUCUCCGCCUGCAGCCCGUAUUUUAGGGCGAUGUUUACUGGGGAGCUGGCAGAGAGCAGGCAGACUGAAGUGGUUAUCCGUGACAUUGAUGAGCGAGCCAUGGAGCUGCUCAUUGACUUUGCCUACACCUCACAGGUGACAGUGGAGGAGGGGAAUGUCCAGACGCUGCUUCCUGCCGCCUGUCUUCUCCAGCUGGCUGAGAUCCAGGAGGCCUGCUGCGAGUUUCUAAAGAGACAGCUGGAUCCAUCCAACUGUCUGGGCAUCAGGGCCUUCGCCGACACCCACUCCUGUCGGGAACUGCUGCGAAUUGCAGACAAGUUCACACAGCAUAAUUUUCAGGAGGUAAUGGAAAGUGAGGAGUUCAUGCUGCUUCCUGCCAACCAGCUGAUUGACAUCAUCUCCAGCGAUGAGCUGAAUGUGAGGAGUGAGGAGCAGGUUUUUAACGCCGUAAUGGCAUGGGUGAAAUACAGCAUCCAGGAACGCAGACCCCAGCUGCCCCAGGUUCUGCAGCAUGUACGUUUGCCACUAUUAAGUCCUAAGUUUCUGGUGGGGACCGUUGGUUCAGACCCACUGAUCAAAAGUGAUGAAGAGUGCAGAGACCUGGUUGAUGAGGCCAAAAACUACCUUUUGCUUCCACAAGAGCGGCCGCUGAUGCAGGGCCCCAGAACCCGCCCUCGAAAACCCAUUCGAUGCGGAGAAGUUCUUUUUGCAGUGGGUGGCUGGUGCAGCGGAGACGCCAUUUCCAGCGUGGAGCGCUACGACCCGCAGACUAACGAGUGGCGCAUGGUGGCCUCGAUGAGCAAACGGCGAUGUGGAGUCGGCGUCAGCGUCCUCGAUGACUUGUUGUAUGCGGUGGGCGGUCACGACGGCUCUUCAUAUCUCAACUCUGUGGAGAGAUAUGAUCCUAAAACCAACCAGUGGAGCAGUGACGUCGCCCCCACCAGCACUUGUCGAACCAGCGUGGGUGUCGCUGUGCUGGGUGGAUUUCUGUAUGCUGUCGGAGGACAGGAUGGAGUGUCUUGUCUCAACAUUGUUGAAAGGUAUGAUCCAAAGGAAAACAAGUGGACUCGUGUGGCCUCAAUGAGCACCAGGCGGCUUGGUGUAGCUGUCGCUGUGCUGGGAGGAUUUCUUUAUGCUGUCGGAGGGUCUGAUGGGACAUCUCCUUUAAACACGGUGGAGCGCUACAACCCUCAAGAAAACCGCUGGCACACGGUGUCUCCCAUGGGAACGAGACGAAAGCACCUCGGAUGCGCGGUCUACCAGGACAUGAUUUACUCUGUUGGGGGGAGGGACGACACCACAGAGCUGAGCAGCGCAGAAAGAUACAACCCCAGGACCAACCAGUGGUCACCGGUUGUAGCUAUGACGUCCAGGCGUAGUGGGGUGGGCUUGGCAGUAGUGAAUGGUCAGCUGAUGGCGGUAGGCGGCUUUGAUGGGACAACAUAUUUAAAAACUAUAGAAGUAUACGACCCGGACGCCAACACAUGGAGGUUGUACGGUGGAAUGAACUACCGCCGGUUAGGUGGAGGAGUGGGCGUCAUCAAAAUGACUCACUGUGAAUCUCACAUAUGGUAACGGCACCCCCCUCAUGCGUCGCUCGCCUCGCAUACUUUCACUUCUCAUGACGUCUCGAUGGAUAUUUAAGCCGCUCUCGUGCCUCUAAAAGCGACAAGGAUAAGAGAAACGUGGGAGUGGGCAUCUUGAACUCUGGUCCAUCCCCAAGCGUCACUCAGAGGUCAUUAAGUUCAUCCUGGCUGUUUUUUUUACAUUUUUUUUUUAUGUCUGAUCAACUGUGCUCAUUGCAAACUGAGGAGGGAGCAAAGUUUACAGAACCUCACUAAGCUUCCAGUUUGGACGGAAACGUAAGGAUUUUUUGUCGUCCAAGCCUCACGGUCUGGGUUUGAAUCAGCAUGUGUGACAGAUGGAGCACGCUACGCACAUCACUGCUACCGGAGGAACAUAAUCUGAUCUGUGAGUUUCAGAGAAAGGAGGAUGUUGGAAAGAACUGGUUCACUAGACAAAGUUUGUAAGAACCUUGGCAACCUAAAGUGACUUUUUUUUGUUUUUUCAAAUCGGCAGCCACCAGAAUAUUGUCUUCAAGAGACAAUGGUGCACACCGACGGUCAGGAGCGAAUCUGUGCUUUGUUUCGGUCCCUUGUAGUUUUUAAACUUGCAUCUCAGCUGUGGCUUCACAGCUUAUGCCACAGUUUUGCGGGAUUGAGACUUCACACAAUAAAUUGUUACAGGCCUGUACAGUUGGAUGUAAUAGGCAAUACGGUGUAAAUGGGACUGUAAUUGUUACCAUUUUUAGAGUUAAGUUAAAAUGGUCUAGCUGGUGAAUGAAAAGAAACCAAGGUCACCAAACAGUGUAACUGUUUUUUUUAGGUAAUUCCAUGGCUGAAUCUUAAAGGCAUAAUAACUGAGACUUAACAUGAACAUUAGGUUUAAGUACCUCCCACACAACUCAUCUGUCCCAGAUGACAAAUGUUUGAAUUCACCUCAAGAAGUAAGCAGCCACUUUUCCAUCAAAGUCUGAAAUGACUUAAAAUACUGAUGGUUUUUGUUCUUAAACCUAAAAGAAAAAUCCCCAAAACUAUUAUCUUUAGCAAAUAAAAACAGGCAAUUUCUGCUGUUGAAUAAUUCACAUUUGACGUAGGACUGAAAGAAAACUUAACGAAGGAUUAUAUGACCUGAUUCAGCAAUGUGCCUCUGGUUCGCUGAAUAGUUUUGUUCUGGGGAAAACAGUAGAACUGAAGAAUAAGUCUGUAGUGUCAGAAUUGAUUCUUCCUUUUUAGUGUGGUAAUAAGGUAAACAUAUGCAACAUUAAAGUUGCCAGGGGGGUAAAAAAAAAAAAAAUUGUAGUGCUUAGAAUUCAGCUUGGUGUACAAAAUCUAACCAACAUGGAUAGUUUUAAGAAAUGACACCAUUGUUUUGACUUCUUUUGGAUCAUCUGAGUUACCGUAGACACAUCCAGGCAUACCAUUAUCCAUCUCCAUUUAGAUCCAUAACGUUCCCAAUUCCAUUAUCCGGAAACUGUGUUGCAUUAUUUUUAAGUCUGUGCUCAACAUAUCUGCUCUAAAUGCAGUUAAAACGAGUUUCUGUAAAAGUGACGAGUAAAGUAGCACUAAAGGUUCUGAUACUGGUUUACAUAACCAUAAGACUUUAUGGCACAAAACCAUGGUCUGCUCCUUGUCUUGUUUUUGUUUUUUUAACUAAAGUUGCGGAUCACAGUGGCGCCACCUACUGGAUAUAUGGUAUGCUACACUAAAUCAAAAAGAGUCGCUGAUCUCAGCUCGGUGUAAGAAUUACAGCCAGCAUACAUGGGAAAAGGGGUUUGGAUACAUAUACUGCACUGUGACUGUGUUCACGUUUUAAUUUUUUGCUUUUAAAACUUGUUUUGUAGGGAGCUGGAGGGAGGCUUCCAUUUCAAAGAGAAGCUUAAUAUCAUCAAAAGUUUCAAUUGGAAAUGAGACAUUUCAGGAUUUUUAGAGCUGGAAUUAUGUAGGAGAAACGCUUGCUGGGAUUUGCUCCGUUACAUGCAGUUCAUCUGCGCUCUGUUCCACUAAACCAGCACACGCACACGCAUGCACACAGGCACACACAUGCACACAGGCACACACAUGCACAUAGAUGCACACACACAUAGGCGCGGCUGAAACGGAUGCAGGCAGGUGUAGUUAUUUUUAAACAAUUUUCUGUGCGAGAAGGACCUAAUAUGAAUGUAUGUGAAUAUUCAGCGGUUUGUUGACGUGUGGAGUCGGCCUUCAAGCAGGUGUUCAGCAUGACCCCCAGCCGUUUAUGCUGUUGAAAGCUCACUUGAACUUUUGAAUCGAAACACUUCCUGCCUUUUUUGUUGUUUUGUUUUUUUUGUUGUAAGCCGACAUUGAAGAUGGGCUCUGGAGCAUGCCAUACGUGUAUAUUAGUUGUGACAUAUAUUUCAUGCUGUCAGUUGCUUAACAAAACAAAUUACUGUUUGACUAACUGUGGUUGCCUCACAAAAGAAACUGUUCUAUUUAAAACUUCAUAAAUAUCUCUGCUUUUAUCCUGGGCAAUCCACUUACUGUUCAGUUCUUUUCUCUACAGCUAUUAUUUACCACAGGCUAAUAAACUGCUCUAUUCUCACUGUCUGAAA
Poeciliopsis prolifica (blackstripe livebearer) is the source of this 4508-nucleotide messenger RNA. It is a transcript of the gene klhl20, whose product is annotated as kelch-like family member 20. NCBI's taxonomy places the organism in Eukaryota, Metazoa, Chordata, Actinopteri, Cyprinodontiformes, Poeciliidae. The transcript is spliced from 14 exons. The record is from RefSeq and is a predicted model, not a curated record. Gene Ontology annotation, molecular function: protein binding. The coding region runs from base 122 to 1951 and encodes 609 amino acids.